Messenger RNA from Penicillium chermesinum, 597 nucleotides. RefSeq lists its product as uncharacterized. NCBI's taxonomy places the organism in Eukaryota, Fungi, Ascomycota, Eurotiomycetes, Eurotiales, Aspergillaceae. The transcript has a single exon. The record is from RefSeq and is a predicted model, not a curated record. The coding region runs from base 1 to 597 and encodes 198 amino acids.
AUGACACAGCGAGGUGCCCCCCAGCAAUCAACUCACAGAAACACGGUACCUCAUACAGCACCUUGGUCGCCACAAAGGCGACCCGAGAGCUUGACAAACGACGGCCUCCAAAUUGACUAUUCAACCUACGAAAACCCCGAACCCGCAAGGUCCACCGAGAGAACAGGAUGUGGCGAGCUAGCUCCCUCACGCGGUGGGCCUUCAGGUUUGAGAAUGGAAAUCCGAUGCUGGGAACACGGCUGCGAGGGGCGGAAAUUCUCAUCGCUGGGAAAUUAUAGGCGACAUCUUCGCGAAAAGAACGGCCAAGCCAAGGGGUACCCCUGCCCCGACUGCGGGCGCGUAUUCACGCGCUCGACUGCAAGAAACUAUCACAAAAAUUCUGGAACAUGCGGACAGAACCCGAGACAAUUAAUGCUCCAAAUGCAGAUGGGGCUGCAGCUCCAAGCGGAGUCGCAUCUCCUGGCAUCUCCACCUCUGAACGUGCCCUCUGCAGGGGUCUUCGAGCCGUACAUCGACCCCAGCAGUCUCACCGACUUGUGCUCCACAUCGGACGCCUUUCUAUGGGGUGACACCGACAAGACGUCUCUAUAUCGGUAA